AUGACCAGGUUCCAACUACCUCCGAGCCGGCGCGGCGAGGCGCAGCACCGUCUGACUUCCGGCGGGUCCGCCCCUUCCUCGUACGUCACCGCACCGCCCAACACACGCCCCGCCCACCGGAAGUACACGUACCGCGGGGGCGUCUGGGGCGGGGCCCCAGAGCACUUACAGCGGCCUCGCUUGGACCCCGAUUCCACGUGCGCCCAGAUCCAGGGCAGUCAAUUGCAAGACUGUCCAGCAGGCGCCAUGGACGUGAACGCUCUGGUGCCGGGGGCCCUUUGGGGUCGGCAUUUGUUGCUGCUGUUAUUGCUCUUGGCGGCGCCCACUGACGCCUGGUAUAAGCACGCGGGGAGUCCCCGCUACCACACGGUGGGCCGCGCCGCCGGCCUGCUCAUGGGGCUGCGCCGCGCGCCCUCCCUCUGGCGCCGCGCUCUGCUUCCGCCCGCCGGGCCCGGAGCCUGGGAUACCGUCGCUCUGGGGGCUCCUGGCCUGGGAAGACCUCAGGGUUCCUCUGCCACGGAUGCUCUCCUGCAGCUGCCCUCGAGGGUGCCGGAGCAGGAAGAGGCUGCCCACAAGGGCACUCAGGCAGAGCUUCCCAAGCGUGUGCCCUGGAACGCGCGAGACCCGGACCCGGAUCUGCGGUAG
Molecule: messenger RNA, 645 nt
Organism: Elephantulus edwardii (Cape elephant shrew)
Lineage: Eukaryota; Metazoa; Chordata; Mammalia; Macroscelidea; Macroscelididae
Gene: NPW
Product: neuropeptide W
Exons: 3
Coding region: 1-645 (214 amino acids)
Biological process (GO): feeding behavior; G protein-coupled receptor signaling pathway
Molecular function (GO): G protein-coupled receptor binding
Source: RefSeq, a predicted model, not a curated record